This is a messenger RNA of Lathyrus sativus (Indian pea), 225 nucleotides long. Lineage: Eukaryota; Viridiplantae; Streptophyta; Magnoliopsida; Fabales; Fabaceae. The record is from the annotation of a GenBank genome assembly.
AUGAUUCUUGAAGAUGAACAACAUACAUAUGAAGGUGAUUUUGAUUACUCUUAUGAUAAUGUAGAUAACAACAACUCAACAACGGAAACAUUUAAUAGUCAUUAUCCGAAUCUUACAACAAGACUACAAAGAAGAGCAAGUCUUCAUGAAAAACAAGUUCAUCGCCAACUUCAACGAGAUCUAGUCGAGUAUAUUUGGAAAUAUUUUGGACAUGAAGAUGAUUAA